CCUCGAUUUAGACAUGGAGAACAGACAUGAAUCCCUUAGUGAGACCAGUGCAAAAGUGUUCAACCUUAACAUAAGAGGUCCCUAUAUUGCGGAUGAUAUGGACUGCAGCGAUUUUUUCGCUUAUGAGAAUAAUCAGGCAGAGAAACCUGGCGAAAUCUUUAGUCACAGUUUGGAAAACACCAACGAGUUCAGAGCUUCUUCUAAUUUAUCCAAUUUGAAUGCUGAAUCAGUUGAGGAGAUUUCCAACCUCUACCACGAAUGCUCUGGGAUAGAUAGUGGGGACAUUCCCAAUCUAUCCCAUGAAUGGGUUGAGCAAGAGUUCAAGGAUGCUGAUAUUGAGCAAUCAAACCUCUUUGUAGAGCCAAGGCUCUACAAUUUUGAGAAAGAUUGAUCCUUAGACACCGAUCUGAAAAUUCUCUCCCUUAGAUCAACGAAGGCUGGAGGUAGCUCAAACUUGUUUUCAAAGGAAGAGAUGAAGGAAAAUUCUUUCAAGAACUCCGAUGACCACUUCUCUGUUGAUUCAGAUAAGGGAUCUGUGCAGAAGGCGGGCAAUAAGCCCGCCGAGGCUAAAGCCUCUAAAAGCAAGAUCUCAAACUUUUGGAAGAGGGUGGAUAUGCGACAGAAGAAAGUGAUCAGAGGUCUUAGUGGCCUCACAAAAGAUUAUUUCAAAGACCUAGUGGACACCAGAGGUUCAGAAGACCUCAUGUUCAAAGCUUGGGACGAUAAACUAAAGUACCUUUUUCCACAACUUUACCAGGAAUCCCGAUUCCGGCUUCUAGGUGACAUCAGCGUGGUGUGCCUAAGUUGGAAAUUUAUCGAAAAAAUUCGUUGCUGUAAUUUCUUCACAGACGAAGAAAAAGCCACUAUUAUCAAGUAUGGGGAGAGUUUCAAAACUCAAAGAGCACGCUGUUCCAACUCAUCAGUGAGAAAGCAGAUGCUCAACUCCCCUCUGGUGCAGAUAGGAAAGCUUCUUUACUACACUUCCCAGGCUUGGGAAGAAUCUUUUUGGAACCAAAUCCUCGAGAGAAAGAAAAGUGACAUUGUAGAGUUCCAAGUCUUUAAAGAGGCUCACCUGAAAGAUUUCCAGAAGAUCGACGAGAUCGCUCACUCUGGACCGAUUUAAACCCCGAUUUAUAAUCGUUUUAUUAAAAUUCCGAUU
Messenger RNA from Moneuplotes crassus, 1159 nucleotides. NCBI's taxonomy places the organism in Eukaryota, Ciliophora, Spirotrichea, Euplotida, Euplotidae. The record is from the annotation of a GenBank genome assembly.